CCACCAUGCUUCAGAGCUGAAUACCCUUUCCUCUUUGUUGCCCCAACAACAAUACUACCAUGUUCUUCAACACCAAGCCAGUGUCCAUGCUUCUACAACUCCUCUUCCUUAGCCUAAACCUAGCAGCCUUCACUACUGGUGAUGACCAAUUCGUCUACUCUAGCUUCUCCGGUGCCAACCUUGUCGUCGACGGUGCUACCACGGUCACAUCAAACGGCCUCCUUGAGCUCACUAAUGGAACAGACCAGCUGAAAGGUCAUGCCUUCUACCCAACUCCGUUGCGCUUCACGAGGUUGGCCAAUGGAACUGUGCAGUCCUUCUCCACCUCCUUCGUGUUCGCCAUAUUGUCCGUCUACACGGACCUAAGUGCCAACGGCAUGGCCUUCGUUGUGGCACCGAGCAGAAACUUCUCAGCCGCACUGCCGGGGCAGUUCCUGGGCCUCACGGACAUCCAGAACAAUGGCAACAUCAGCAAUCACUUCUUCGCUGUCGAGCUGGAUACCAUUCAAAACAUCGAGUUCAAUGACAUCAAUGCCAACCAUGCCGGUGCUAACGUCAAUGGUCUCAAAUCAGUGCAGUCCUACUAUGCUGGUUACUAUGGUGAUGAGGAUGGUAAUUUUCGUAACUUGAGUCUGAUUAGCCGCGAGGCUAUGCAAGUGUGGAUAGACUAUGAUGACAAGGUGGCAGGCAUCACUGUGACCAUGGCUCCUCUCAAGGUUGCCAGACCUGCAAAGCCACUGUUUACAACAAUCUACAACCUCACAACAGUGGUUACAGAUGUUGCAUACAUCGGAUUCUCCUCCGCGACUGGCACAAUCAAUGUGCGACAUUACGUGCUUGGCUGGAGCUUCAGCAUGAAUGGUCCUGCUCCAGCCAUUGACAUUACUAGUUUACCAAAACUGCCAAGUAUGGGACCGAAGCCUCGAUCAAAGGUGUUGGACAUUGUUUUGCCAAUAACAACUGCUGCAUUUGUUCUCACAGUGGGCACUGUCGUUGUACUUCUCAUCCGGAGGCAUUUGAGGUAUGUUGAGCUGAGGGAAGAUUGGGAGGUUGAGUUUGGACCACACCGAUUUUCGUACAAGGAUUUGUUCUAUGCAACAGAUGGAUUCAAGGACAAGAACCUGUUAGGCAAAGGAGGAUUUGGGAGGGUAUACAAGGGCAUACUUCGGGUGUCUAAAUUGGAGGUUGCUGUGAAAAGAGUCUCACAUGAUUCAAAGCAAGGCAUGAAGGAAUUCAUUGCAGAGAUUGUUAGCAUAGGUCGCAUCCGACACAGCAAUCUGGCGCGGGUACUUGGCUAUUGCCGAAGAAGAGGUGAAUUAUUUUUGGUGUAUGAGUACAUGCCAAAUGGAAGCGUUGACAAGUACUUGUAUGGUAAAGAGGACAAGCCCGUCCUGAAUUGGGCUAACAGGUGGCGUAUCAUCAAAGGCAUUGCAUCUAGCCUGCUUUACCUCCAUGAAGAGUGGGAGAAAGUUAUUAUUCACCGGGAUAUUAAACCAAGUAAUGUCCUUCUUGAUAGUGACAUGAACGGACGACUUGGUGACUUUGGCCUUGCUAGAUUAUAUGACCAUGACACUGACCCGCAAACCACACAUGUGGUUGGAACAAUAGGAUACCUAGCUCCGGAGUUGGGACAUACUAGCAAGGCUACACCUCUUACAGAUGUAUUCGCUUUUGGCAUGUUUCUUCUUGAGAUCACAUGCGGGCAAAGGCCUAUCACUGAAAGCACACAAGAUAGUCAGUGCAUGUUGGUGGACUGGGUGCUUGAGCAUUGGAACAGAGGAUCACUCCUAGACACAGCGGACAGCAAGCUUCAGGGAAACUUUAAUGUCGAUGAGGCAUGUUUAGCCCUAAAACUAGGACUGCUAUGCUCUCAUCCAUUCUCUAAUGCAAGGCCUAACAUGCGGCAAGUCAUACAGUAUCUUGAUGGUGUCAUGAAAUUACCAGAGAUGGCACCAACAGAUCUAAGAUUUCACAUGAUGGCCAUUAUGCAGAACGAAGGAUUUGACGAGUACAUAACAGGAUCUACAGCGAGCAUUGGCACAACAUCUGUUCUUUCUGGUGGAAGAUGAGCUGUUCUGGGUGCUUGUUUUCCAUGUAAAUCUGUUACUAAGGGUAGCAAUAUGUAUGUAGCCUAUACUUUUUCUAGUGUCAGAGGAUAUAUUUCAAAGUGUAGCAUUCUAAAUUAUUGAUGUAAAACUCAUAUAUAUAGUUUGUACUAAAUGAAUUCAAGUGGCCCUAAGUGUGAGACCUUAAAG
Phragmites australis (common reed) is the source of this 2255-nucleotide messenger RNA. Its product is annotated as L-type lectin-domain containing receptor kinase SIT2-like. Gene Ontology annotation, biological process: protein phosphorylation. Gene Ontology annotation, molecular function: carbohydrate binding; protein kinase activity; ATP binding. Gene Ontology annotation, cellular component: plasma membrane. The transcript has a single exon. Lineage: Eukaryota; Viridiplantae; Streptophyta; Magnoliopsida; Poales; Poaceae. Bases 60 to 2069 code for a protein of 669 amino acids. The record is from RefSeq and is a predicted model, not a curated record.